Messenger RNA from Selaginella moellendorffii, 849 nucleotides. RefSeq names its product pentatricopeptide repeat-containing protein At2g35030, mitochondrial-like. The record is from RefSeq and is a predicted model, not a curated record. Gene Ontology annotation, biological process: RNA modification. NCBI's taxonomy places the organism in Eukaryota, Viridiplantae, Streptophyta, Lycopodiopsida, Selaginellales, Selaginellaceae. Gene Ontology annotation, molecular function: protein binding; RNA binding. The coding region runs from base 1 to 849 and encodes 282 amino acids. The transcript is spliced from 2 exons.
AUGGAGGAAUUGGCAGCGCAGCUGCGAUCGUGUGGGCGCACUCGCGAUCUCGCCCAUGCCCGGGCUCUCCACAAUCGAAUUCGCCACAGCAAGCAUCGCAACAGUAGAUUUCUCGCCAAUCUUGUCGUGGAGAUGUAUGGGCGCUGCGGGAGCACGGCCGACGCCCUGGCCGCCUUCCAGUCGAUCGACAAGCCCAAUUCCUUCUCCUGGAACAUCGUGAUCGCGGCAUUCGCCCACAACGGCCAGAUUGACACCGCGCGCGCCCUCUUCGACCAGAUGCCCGAGAGAGAGAGAAGCCAAGACCCAAUCUCUUGGAAUUGUCUCAUCACUGCGUAUGGCGAGCGCGAUCGUCCGGGCGAAGCGCGUGAGCUCUUCGAUCAAAUGCCCUCUCGCGACACGAUUUCCUGGAACGCAAUGCUCGCAGCGUAUGCCCAACAAGGGAAUCUAGACGAAUCUAAACUCCUCUUCGAUCGCAUGCCCAACAAGGACAUUAUCUCGUGGAACACCCUCAUCUCUACGUACGGAAGAACUGGCCAGUUGGAAAUGGCCCAAGCUACGUUCGACGCAAUGGCUGUACGAAACUCUGUGACGUGGAACUCUCUCCUAGCAGCAUAUGCCCAGACCGGGCAUCUACACAAAGCGGAAUCUUUACUAGAUUCCAUGCCCGGGCAUCUACGCGAUGCUGUCACCACGACCAUCAUGCUAAGCAAAUUUUCGACACAUCUCCACACCACGACGUUGUCUCCUGGAACUCCAUGCUUGGAGCUUACACCAAAAACGGCCACUUUCACGAAGCUUUGCUUCUCUUCCAAAAAAUUCCCACCAAGGACGUUGUCUCCUGGAACUUGA